CGCGGGACAGCCUUUCAAUCCGGACCAAUUGGGUUUGCCGCGCGCAACGGGUUCUCCCCGGAGCCGCCAAGUUAGGUAGGCCGAGCAGUUGCUAAGAGCCGUUAUGAAGCUGCGGUGUUGAGGAAGACUCCAAGGAAAAUCUGCAAUGUUAACUAUGCAGGGUCAAAGCAGCCGGCAUAUUCACUUUUGACAUACACAACUGAAACAUGGCGAGCAUUACGCAAUUAUUUGGAGAUCUUUGUGAGGCCCACAUGGCAGGCCUUUCAUGGAAGUGUUAUAGGGGGAAAAGGCAACUGAACAGAACACAAUUCAAGGAAAAAUUAAAAAGGGUUGUCUACAAUACACUAUUUAUGAAUCUUUUUCGUGAUGUAGCAACAUCAAGGUCUCAGUCAGAAAUCAGUAAGUUGCCUGUGAAAAACAAAAUUCUGAUGUUGUCCUUCAAUUUGAGGUUGGCUGGGAUGGGUAUAGAAGCUGAUCUCCUGGAGGAACUUACAGAGAAAGUAGAAAAAUCAACGUGCAUGCCGCAGACUGAUCUGAACUCCGUACUGGAACUUCUAAUUGAACUUGCAGGGACUGGAACUUAUCAGCUUCUACAACGAAAAAAGGAUUAUUUCUUGAACAAUAAAUAUGUCGGGAGAAAUGUAAAAUUUCAGGGCUAUGACCACUAUGAUGUCAGCCUGUUUGAAUCAGGGCUGUUGUCUCUACUUUCCACUGAGGACUUACAAUUUCAUGAUAAUGUACAGCGUACACUUCAGUUAAUGGAUGCACAACCUGGAACUGGAUUACCCAGUUUUGGACAAUCCUCCCAUAAUUACUUAGCUGGUGAUAAAUAUGAGAAAGAAACACGAUUAUCGCUUUUUGGUGCAUUGGUACAUAGUUGUACAUGUGAAAUGGAAGUCAAACUGGAUUUGCCUGCAGUGCCAGAUAAUGUGGAUAUGACUGGACUUAAAAUUAGGGUUCCUCAAAGUAUUGACCAGUCAGAAGAUGAAGGAUUUCAGUCAGCAUCCAAUCUUACCCCAGAUUCACAGUCAGAGCCCAGUUCAUCUCCUGAUAUUGAUCUCUGGAGUGCAGUGCUUUCUUAUGAACCGAGCAAGUAUAGGUGUUGGGAAUUAAUAGGCUGUCCUCCAGGUAAAAAAGAAAGACUGUACCUCACUGAAGCAGGUCGAGAAGCUUUUGAUAAAUUCUACCAAUUACGUGUAGGUCAGCUGCAGCUCAUCAGUGGUACACUGUUGCACCCGACUCCAGUUAUACUUCAGAAGGAAUCUGAACUAGUCAAAGAUGUCCUGAAUGUCCUCAUUGGUGUAGCAUCCAUGACCUUCUUGUUGAAUCAGUCUCUCCAGGCAUUUGUCGUCAGGCAAGGUGUGUAUAUUUCAGGAACAUCCCCCGAAAGUAUGUACAACCUCUUGUCUGAACUGGCUGAAAAUGGAACAUAUUACACUCGCCUUAGUCACUUUUCUCUUCAGCCCAUCCUUGACUCAACAUAUAACAAAGGACUCGUUUUCCAGGCUUUCACAAGUGGUUUGGGAAAAUACCUGCAAUAUUAUAGAGCUUGUGUGUUGUCAACACCUCCUUCACUGAGCCUUUUAACGAUCGUCUUUCUGUUCAGGAAACUGGGGCGACAACUAAGAUAUUUAUCCGAGUUGUGCAGGAUUGGAUCAGGUGUGCUGGGAUUAAACCGAGGAAGUUCAUCAUCUUUUCCUACAGGAGUAAAACUGUUAUCCUAUUUGUACAAGGAAGCUCUAAAUAACUGCAGCAAUGAGCACUAUCCAGUAUUGCUCUCUCUGUUGAAAAGCAGUUGUGAACCAUAUACACGGUUUGUCUAUGAUUGGGUUUACAGUGGUAUUUGUAGAGAUGCUUAUGGAGAGUUCAUGAUACAGGUGAAUGAAGACUACCUCAAUUUCAGAGAUAAGCACUACUGGACGCAUGGAUAUGUUCUCGCUUCCAAAGAAGUAGAAGAGUGUGUCCCUCUUUUCCUUGCUCAUGUGGCUUAUGACAUCUACUUAUGUGGAAAGACAAUUAAUUUGCUGAAAUUGUGUUGCCCAAUGCAUUAUAUCUGCUGGUCUGACAUUCCUGUCCCUCGCAUUGCUGUCACUUUUUCCCUGGAGGAAUUGGAGGAAAUAGAAAGGGACUCUGCUGUUUAUGUCAGUCGAAUGGAGAAAAUAGCUCGUUACAGUUCUAUCAGCAGAGAGGCAAAGAAUCUAAGAAAGGAGAUUGCACAACGGGAGUUGAUUGUACAAGCUCAACGAACAGCUACGAGAGCCAUGGCUACAUUCAGAGAUAAUCAGUUAGCUGAAAGGAAGGCUUAUGAUGUAAAGAAACGGGAGCGAUUUGUGGAGCUGAAAGAACAAUUUGAAAAGGACAUGGAGCGUCGAAAUGCAAUCAAACAACAGGAAACUGAAAAAGAUUUAUUGGAGGUUCAAGCACUGAAAGAGCUUGAAGAAAGACGCAGAGCAUAUGAGGAAGAAUUGGAGAAAAGAGCAAGACAGCAACUAAUUGAGCAUUAUAGCAACUUAUCAGAGGAGGCCGCAAGGCGAGAACAGAAAGCCCUGUGGAAAAUCCAAAGGCACAAGUUAGAAUCUGCACGCAUUGACUUUCUCCUUAAUGAUCAAAAAAAACUUCAGGCAUUGCUAGAGAAGUUGCCACUGGGAGAGCAAAGAGAAAAAUCAGAUGUUAUUCCUGGAUUGGAUCUGCAGCUUCAUGAGCCUUUGAAUAAAGGUUUUGAUUCUCAAGAGUUGAGCGUUGAGAUAACAUCAAAUGAAAACAGAAUAUUUGAUCUGAAAGAGCACUUACUUGCACCAGUGAAUGAAGAGGCUACAACUGAUGUAGCACCAGUUGAGUUGCUUCCAUUUCAAGAUGGAAUUGAACCAUCUACUCAAAAUGAUAUGGUAGAACCUGGACUUGAAACUUCUCUGGAUGAUGAAUCACAGGAUCAACCUCAGACCUGUAAUCCGAACCAGAAGAAAGUAUGUUUGCUUGAUAUGAGUUUUGAGGAUUUUCUCCCGAAGGAGCAAUUAGAACCUGUUGCUACCUUUGACACACUUAAACAGACUACAGUACUUGAUGAGGCCCUAAAGGAAAUAGGUUCAGAACUGUCAAAUGAAAAAAAAGGCAGAGAUUUUGACAAAGAUGAAUAUGAUUUCAGUAUUCCUUCAGCAGCAUCUGUAGGGGCUCAGUAUAAAAGAUCAGUAGGCAAAUACACUUCACAAAUAGAUUCUCAGUGGGAUAGUCGCUCUGAUACACACAUCAAAGAUGUCACGUCAGAUAGUAAGACAUCAGGGCCUCAUGCAAAUAUUUAUGGUCAUGUAUCUGAUUCAAAUCUAAAUAUAGGUGAAUAUACAUCCAAUGUUGAACUUGCUAGGCCACGAUGGAAUAUCCAUGGUCAUGCUUCAGAAUCUAACAUAAAAGUUGGUGAUUAUGUGUCUAACAUUGAACCACCUAGACCACGAUGGAACAUUCAUGGACAUGCAUCACAAGGAAGCAUGCAGAUUGGUGAAUAUGUUUCAGAUGUAUUACAAUCUUGGCCAAAAGCAAACAUUCAUGGACAUGCAUCACAAGGAAGCAUGCAGAUUGGUGAAUAUGUUUCAGAUGUAGAACAAUCUUGGCCAAAAGCAAACAUUCAUGGACAUGCAUCACAAGGAAGCAUGCAGAUUGGUGAAUAUGUUUCAGAUGUAGAACAAUCUUGGCCAAAAGCAAACAUUCAUGGACAUGCAUCACAAGGAAGCAUGCAGAUUGGUGAAUAUGUUUCAGAUGUAGAACAAUCUUGGCCAAAAGCAAACAUUCAUGGACAUGCAUCACAAGCCAAUAUACAAAUUGGUGAUUAUGUUUCCAGUAUGGAACCAUGUAGAUCUAGAUGGAACAUCCAUGGACAUGUGCAACAACUUGGUAAAAAUGUAUCCCGUGCAGAACCAUCUGAGCCACAAUGGAAGAAACCCAGUAAAUCGUCACACACUUUACCUAAAAUUGCUGAGUCCCCUGUAUGUGAUUGGACAGCUUUUGGGCAUCCUUCACAAUCAAAUUUUAGAAUCGGUGAGUGGUCACCUUACAUAGAAGCAAACUUAAUCCCAAAGCAGAAAUCAGUUGCCGGUCACGCAUCUGAUUCCACCAUUCAAGCCACACUGUACAACAAACGAUCACUGUCAGAAAUGGUGGUGCCAGAUAAAGCUGAUGAAAAACUGAAUGUUGAAAUUGUAUGUCCUACUAUUUCCAAAGAAGAAAUAAACAACAUUGAAGAAUCCAAGUUGAUUACAGAUCUUCCACAGCCUGAACCUGAGCUAAAAGAGAAUGAAAACAAAAAACAGGAUGAAUUACAAGGUACCUGUGAAAAAGAAAUUACCAGCAAAUGUACAGAAGAAGCAAGGUCCACACUCCCUCUUCAAACUACAUGCUUUCAAGUUGAGAAGGUCAAUCCUCUUGAGUUACAAAAGGAUUGUUUUCAAGAAAGAAACGCACACGGUGGUCAUUCAGAUUCUACUCCCAAAGAUCUAAUGUAUACAUCAGCUGACCUUUUGAAUGAGGCUGUGGGGCCUGUGCGGGAAGAAAGUGUUGAAGUAUCUACGUGGGAAAAGGAACAGGCCUACCUCAAAAGUCUGGCAGAUCAGUACUGUGUAGAACACUACCAGGAUAACUAUGAAUUGAUGUCUGAACCACCCAUCUCACAUCUGCUUCAGAAUAUAGUAACUGAGCCCUGUUUAGUGCCCUUGGAUCCUUCUGUUCGAAGAGCAACAGAUGCAACAGCAGUGCAAGCAAGCAGUCUCGUCUCACUUCCCGUACUGAUGAAGCAUUCUAUAACAGCACCUCUUAUAGCUCAUGCUUCCCUGGUAAAUAAAGCCAUAAUUGAUUAUUUAUUUGUGGAGCUGAACAUUGAACAGAACUUUGAGGCGUUAAGACAUUUCCUUUUGAUGGAAGACGGAGAGUUUGCACAGUCACUCAGUGAUUUGCUCUUUGAAAAGCUUGGAUCUGGACAGACACCAGGGGAACUUUUGAAUCCUUUAGUCCUCAAUUCAAUCUUGAAUAAAGCUUUGCAAUAUAGUCUUCAUGGAGACUCUGCGAUGGCUUCUAAUUUGACUUUUGCUCUCAAAUAUCUACCAGAAAUAUUCAAGCCCAAUGCACCAGAUGCCUUGAAUUGCUUGGAACUAAGAUACAAGGUGAAUUGGCCUCUCAACAUUGUGAUCACAGAAAGCUGCAUGAACAAGUACAACAAGAUCUUUUCCUUUUUACUGCAGUUGAAGCAUAUGGUCUGGACAUUAAAAGAUGUUUGGUUUCAUUUAAAACGUACAGCUUUAGUUAACCGUUCUUCAAGUUCAGUCCAGUUGCAUCAGCUUCAACUCUAUCGACAUGAAAUGCAGCAUUUUGUCAAAGUCAUUCAAGGUUAUAUUGCCAAUCAAAUUUUGCAUGUUACGUGGUGUGAAUUCGGACACAAACUCUCUUCAGUUGGAAAUCUGGAUGAACUCCACAGAACACAUGCAGAGUAUCUCAACAAGGGCAUUUUCAGAGGGUUAUUGACUGAGAAAGCUGCUCCAGUGAUGAAUAUCAUUCACAAUAUUUUCAGCCUGAUUCUGAAAUUCCGCAGUCAACUGAUCUCACAGGCCUGGCAAUAUGAUGCUGAUAAGCAAAUAGCAAUACAUCCUAAUUUUACCAUGAUGCAGCAAUCUUACAAGACAUUCAAACAUUAUUCACACUUUCUCUUUAAAGUGGUCACAAAACUUGUCAAUCGGGGAUAUCAGCCACACCUUGAAGACUUCCUGCUGAGAAUUAACUUCAAUAAUUAUUAUCUAGAUGUUUAAUGUUUACAUUGCUUGCAAGAAUUACAACUGGUAUGUUACUUAAAACGAUAGAAUAAAUCAUCAGGAUUUCAGUCUUUAAAAAUUAUGCAUCUAAGUAUCUGACUUGUAUAUAUCUGUGAUAUAUAAACAUGCUAUAUCCAUACAAAUAAAAGGUUUGUGAGGACAUCAACCUGCAUUUGUUAUUUAUAGGAAUUAGCAUGUCACCUGCUUUACCAAUCUGCCAUAUUUAUAGAUAAAACAAUGUUUUUAAAGCUGUAUAUUUAAUACACAUUUCUUUUAAACUUUUACUGGCGUUAUUUCAAUUAAAAUGUUUCAUAAUUUUAUUAAUUAGGAUUAGUUUCGUACCAGUUUUAAGUUAAUUGGGUCAUGCAAAUGCUUACAAAGACAGAGCUGGCUUUGGUAAUCUUUAUUUUUCAUCCUACAAGUUUGUGAGUAACUUGUAUAUGGACAGAUCAAAGGCUAGUUAUUGUCUUUGUAAAAUAUUGCAAGUCAAUUAUAGUCUGAAUUCUACAUUGAUUAAAUCAGCUGUUUUUAUAAAAACAAGAGAUUCUGUAGAUGCUGGAAAUCCUGAGCAACACACAUAAAAUGUUGGAGAAAUUCAGCAGGUCAGGCAGAAUCUAUGGAGAGGAAUUAACAGUUGACGUUUCGGUUCAAGACCCUUUAUCAGGACUGGAAAGGAAGUGGAAGGGGUACAAAACCAGAAUAAGGUUAUGGGGAGAGGGGAAAGAGUACCAGCUGGCAGGGUGAUAGGUAAGGAAGAAGGUUGGUUGGAUGGGAGAAGGGGGGAUAAAAUGAGAAGCUGAGGUGAUCCAUAGAAAAAGUGGCUGUUGGCUGAAGAGUUGUUGCAGUAAAGCAGUGUCCACCAUCAGGGACCCUCACCACCCAGAUCAUGCGCUCUCCUCAUUGCUUCCAUCAGAAAGAAGGUACAGGAGCCUCAGGCCUCACACCACCAGGUUCAGGAAGUUACUGUCCGCCAACCAUCAAGCUCUUGAACCAGAGGGGAUAACUUCAUCAUUGAACUGUUCCACAAUCUAUGGACUCACUUUCAAGAACUUUUCAUCUCAUGUUCUCAAUAUUUACUGCUUAUAAAGACUUUGCCUCCACAGUUGCCUGUGGCAACAAAUUCCACAGAUUUGGCACUCUCUGGCUAAAGGAUUCCUCCUCACCUCCAUUCCAAAAGGAUGCUCCUCUAUUUUGAGGCUGUGUCUUUUGGUCUUAAGACACUCCCACCAUAGGAAAGAUCCUCUCCACAUCUACUCUAAUAUCAAGGCCUUUCACCAUUCUAUAGGUUUUAAUUAGGUCACCCCCUCAUUCUUCUAAUUCUAGGUCACCCCUCAUUCUAGUGAAUAAAGACCCAGAGCCAUCAAACACUCUUCACAUGAUGGGCAGUUUAAUCCUGGAAUCAUUGUUGUGAACCUCCUUUGAAUCCUCUCCAGUUUCAGCACAUACUUUCUAAGAUAAGGGGCUUAAAACUGCACACAAUACUUAAAGUGAGGCCUUACCAGUGCUUUAUAAGUCUCAACAUUACAUUCUUGCUUUUGUAUUCUAGUCCUCUUGAAAUGAAUGCUAACAUCGCACUUGCCUUCCUUACAGACUCAAUCUGCAAAUUAACUAUUACAGAAUCCUGCACAAGGACUCAAGUCCCUUUCCACCUCAAAUUUUUGUAUUUUCUCUCCACUUAGAAAAUAGUCAACCCUUUCAUUUCUUCUACCAAGUGCAACACUAUAUCUGCCACUUAUUUGCCCAUUCUCCUAAUCUAAGUCCUUCUGUAGACCCCCUAUUUCCUCAAACCUACCCCUCCACCUAUCUUUGUAUCGUCUGCAAACUUAGCAACAAAGCCAUCAAUUCCAUCAUCCAAAUCACUGACAUAUAACGUAAAAAGCAUUAGUCCCAACACAGACCCCUGUAGAACACCACGAGUCACUGGCAACCAGCCAGAAAAAGCUCCCUUUAUUCCCACUCUUUACCUCCUGCCAAUCCAGCCACUGCUUUAUCCAUGCUGGAAGCUUUCUUGUAAUACCAUGGACUCAGCUUGUUAAGCAGCCUCAUGUGUAGACCUUCCCUCCAGUAAUGGUAACUUCAGACACUUCAUGACCCCGACACUUGGAACCACCACCACACUGCUAGUGUCUUCCACAGUGAAGAUUGAUGCAAAAUACUUAAGUAUGUCUGCCAUUUCCUUGUUCACCGUUACUACCUCUCUAGUGUCAUUUUCCAGUGGUCCAAUAUCUGCUCUUGCCUCUUUUACACUUUAUGUAUCUGAAGAAACUUGACCAGAGGGCAAUAAAUAUUGUCUCACUAGCUAGUGCUCACAUACAGAAGUGUUUAUUAACAAAUCUAGAAGCUGUCAAAAUAUGCAUUCCAGCCAACAACUCAUAAAGAAUCAAGGUCCUAAAGGGACUUUCACUGGUCUCCAAUAUUUGUCUAUUACAAAUGUUGGAAAACCUUUUAAAACUUAAUGUUUAUACCUUCCUGGGUGUUUGGAGCUGUUGUAUUUUGGAGAUGACCAGAAUCUUGGCAAUUCUUUACUGAAAGAAAUUAUGCCUUAGACCAAGAAUCUAAUUCAAAAUCUCCAGGUUCUGCUUGUUUUUAUGUGAUAUUCCUUACUUGCAGGAUUAUUGGGGAAGAGUGUGAUGAGGGUGUGACCAGAUGCUACAUUUAAAAAAAAAUCUUUAUGCUAGAAUUUACAAACAUUGCAAAACCCAAAAUGUUGAAUUUUAAUUUUCAGAUUUUUGCCUGUAGAUAGUGAUAAUUUAGCAAAAUUAACAUUUACUAUGAUCUGGCUAUGCAAUCCAGAAGAAUUUCAGCCACAUAAAAAUGUACAUGACCUCAGGCAAUUUUAAUUGUUUUAUAAUGGUUACCCACAUGUUAUCUUUUCCUUGUAAUACAUUUUGAUAAGUGUUUGAUCACUUGAAUUUGGCCAUGGUGAUACAUGAUGUGUAGCCUUGUACGAUCUGGUUAUGAUAACUUUGCUUUACUAGAAUGAGAUGAAGAUUUACAGCACACCUUAGCUUUUGUGUAUUUAUCAAAGUCCAUUGGAACCUGUGUCUUGCUUUUACAUCUUGGUCUUUUCUCUUGCUUGGUAUCCUCUUUAGCAUUAUUGGCUAGCUUUCUUUUGUAUUCCAUCUUUACCUUCUUAAUGGCUUUUUGAGAUACCUUCCAUUGGUAUUUAAAAGCUUCCCAAGUGCAGCAUUUACAGGGAUGAAUGCUCUGACGGAGAUCAAUGGGAAGGAACGAAUGGGCAAGGGAGUCACGGAGAAAGUGAUCCCUGUGGAAAACGCAGAGUGGGGGAGAGGGAAAGAAGCAUUUAGUGGUUGAAUCCCAUUGCAGAUGUUGGAAGUUACAGAGGAUGAUGUGCUGGAGACCCAUGGUGUGGUAAAGGCAAGCGGAAUUCUAUCCGUUAUAUUGGCAGG
Messenger RNA from Hypanus sabinus (Atlantic stingray), 9196 nucleotides. RefSeq names its product tubulin gamma complex component 6 (gene tubgcp6). The coding region runs from base 207 to 5783 and encodes 1858 amino acids. Gene Ontology annotation, cellular component: centrosome; equatorial microtubule organizing center; spindle pole. Gene Ontology annotation, biological process: microtubule nucleation; spindle assembly; mitotic cell cycle. The record is from RefSeq and is a predicted model, not a curated record. Lineage: Eukaryota; Metazoa; Chordata; Chondrichthyes; Myliobatiformes; Dasyatidae. Gene Ontology annotation, molecular function: gamma-tubulin binding; microtubule minus-end binding. The transcript has 26 exons.